UUGGUGUUCUCAUUUUCAUGAUGCCGCGUGAACAUAGUUUAAUCGUUUUGUUAUUUCCUUCUUUUGAUCAGGAAAAUAAGGUGGAGCAGAGGUAGGCAAGGCUCUCUAACCGGUAUACCGAAGUGUUUGGCAUCACCGUAGUAACGGAUUAUCGCUUCUCCCGGCCAGGCCUUCAGGGUAUGUCCAGAUCUGGGGAAGACUUGUGGUUGGAGUUGAUUUCUGUGACACCAACAUCCAGCUCAGCCUAAUCCACACAGCUAGACAUUGCAGGCGCUUGUUAGCUAGGUACUGCACCUGGGAUUAUCGCCUAGCAGUUAGGCUUGUUUUUGGUCGAAUAAUCCCCUGAUAAGUUACUUUCUGGCCUGUUCCCCUUCCAAGUAGUUCAGCCCUGAACAUAGUCACCGCAGUAACUGUCGUAGAAUGUAUGUGCAAGCCUGAUCCAAUCAAAGACGGAGGCAAUACGGGCAGUUGUACAGUCUCCACCAUGCAUCGAUGGUGCUCACCAUACCGGUACGUAGAGACGGACCCUAAGUGCUGCAUCGCAGCUGGAUAGCCGAUCCCCCCCACGACCACCUGUGUUCAUUUCGCAGUACGUAACAGUCGUGGACGCUUAUGAGCUUGAGACCUCGGUCAAGACGCGAAGGGUUAAUCGCCGUCGCAGUUAUUGGAAGCUCCGCCAUUUUCGAACCCCAUCCGAAUUUAAUGCCUCUGUUUCUUUGUCGAUUGGCAUUGAUCUCUCAACGAGCUUGCUGUAGUUUCAUCAAGACUUGCUGUAGUUUCAUCAAGACUUGCUGGAGCAGCUUCGCUAGACUUCUGCUUUGUGGGGUGUAGUUUGCCAUACAGUAGCCAUUAUGCCAUCAGCAUACCCUGCACACGGUACGAGUACUAGUACCUCGGAACACAUGUCUAGCAAUUCGACGGCACACUGUCAGGAUGAGCCGGGCCAGUAUCUUCUUUUCUCAGCAGGAUCGCGAAAAGGAUAUACCCGAUUUCCCUUGACGACGCAUUCGACUCCUCUGGAGGUGAGUUUGCAGUCUCCGCAUAGUCAAAACUCAUCAAGUUUGAUCGAAGCUUCUCCAAGCGAAGAGGACUAUAGAUUGUGUUCUUUCCCAGGUACAAUAGCCAAUGUGUGCUCGACAAUGACUGAUCGAACCAAUCUUAGUGUUUUGACAGGAGCUGCUCAACCGCAGCUCAAUAUUCCAGUGGUAUAUGCCCAGUCCUCAGGGUUUGAAGGUACCCCUAAUCUCAUUCUAGGACAGCAAAGCACAGUGGUUAGCUCUCCACCUUUAGUACCAGUAGCAGUGUACCUACAACCGACUACUGCUGCUGCUUCUGUUGCUUCUGGUCCUGUUGCUUCUGGUCCUGUUGCAUCUGGUCCUGUUGCUUCUGGUCCUGUUGCUUCAGCUCAUGUUGCUUCAGCUCCUGUUGCUCAGUCUGCUCCUGUUGCUUCUGCUCUGGUUGCGGAUCCUGCUGUUGUCCUCAAAUACAAGCCGCAGCGGAUCCGAAGAACUAAAAAGGCGCCAAAAACAGUGGCUUUGCCAGCUUAUCCAGGCCCUGUAAUUAUGAACAGUUUCCAUGUUGGAUUACCCCUGGUAAGUGCUGGUAAGCAGCACAGUGCCACAAGCAACUUGCAUCAGCAGCAGUGCAGUGCCACCAGCUUCCCCCAGCAACAGCAGUCACAUACGUUCCCACCCUUGCAGUACAGUGGCGCUAGCUUGCCAUCACCACCUACUUUAAUACCCUUUCAGUACAAUGCUACCCCCAGUACCAGUCUGGAUCAGAAACAGUCGCCACCAGGUACAGGGCAGCAGUACAGUGUCACCAGCAGCGUGCACACGCAGCAGUACAGUGCCACCAGCAGCGUGCACCCGCAGCAGUAUUCACUAUCGGCUCCUAUUCCCUUGUACCCAGGCAUAUACCAGAGCCAGAGUGUGGAAGAAGCCGGAAGAGCAGCAACAGUGCAUAACCUCCCACACAGUGCAGCGGCGCCACCGGCACCUGCACCAGCACCUGCAGGCAGCAGCCAGCUUCCUGUUCCGCAAGCGGCAGCAGUAGUACUGAGUUACAGUAUCGGGGAUGCUACCCCCAGUUGCUAUGGUAACAGUGCUGCUGAAGGAAAGCAACCACCACUCUGGCAUGAAUCACCGGGCAGCAAUAUUGCAUCAUACGGCGGCGGAUCAGACGAUGGCCACCUUGCUGAGGAAGUUCUGCAGGGAGAUGGUGAUGCGCAAGGUGACGUCGGUCCCAGUCCCAACCCUGGCCAGGAUGAAAUGAGGUGCAGUUGGCACACGGACCACGUGACUCCAUGUGGCAAGCUAUUCGACAGUAUGGAUGAUUUCGUGGAGCAUGUUAACCUGCAUGUGAAUGCCGUCUCUAAUCGACAUUUUGCCUGUCGCUGGUCCAAUUGUAACCGAAACGAGCGCCCAUUCAAAGCAAAGUACAAACUUAUCAACCAUGUUCGCGUCCAUACGGGUGAGCAGCCGUUUGUGUGCCCACUGUGUCGCAAACCCUUUGCCAGGGCAGAAAAUCUGCGCAUACACGAGCGAGUUCAUAGCGGCGACAGACCUUUCAAGUGUACCCACCCCGACUGUAAGAAGAGAUUUGCAAACUCAUCUGAUCGCAAGAAGCAUACGUUUGUCCACACUGAUGAACGGCCAUACGUUUGCAAACAGCCUGGCUGCGACAAAAGCUAUACACAUCCCAGCUCUCUGCGCAAGCAUGCCUUGGCGCAUAUUCCUGCCACCGCCCAAACCUAAUAAUAAGCUUUAUAAGCAAUGCUCAGAAGUCAACAUCACCAAUAAAGCAGCACAAUACAUGUUGUAAUUGUUGCAUGUUAUUGGUGUUGUUGUUGUCCAAGCUGCAUCACAAACAGGCAAACUACGUGUGCGACUAUAAUUAUGAAGAAAAUGUUAUGCAAGAGUGGAGAUGCUUUGGCGAAGUCGCAGCACAGCGCUGCACUAAGUCUUGCACUAGCAACUGACACUGAAUAUAUAGUGCCCAUAUUAGGCAAUUACCUGUGGCUGCUCCAGACUAAGCGCUCUUUUUUUCUAAUUGCAUUUUAAACUGUAUUUAGGUGUUGCUGUAGUUUUGGAGUGGUAUUACAUACAUUACAUAGAAUUUGCUGAACUUCACGCUCUCAUGUACUCUCUCUUUCUCUCAAUCUACCCCUCCCCCCCCCCCCCCCCCGCCUCCCUUGUUCUUUCUCUUUCCCUCAUACUUCCAUUUAUCUGGUGCGUCCAGAGCGUGACGAUGUCGAGACCAGUUGGUCGAGGGAGCGCCUGCCACCCCCCCCCCCCCCCACCACCACCAUGGCUGCUGCAUGUUCCCAUUGCGUGCACCAUAUGGCUUUUAGUAGAAAAUAAAUAAAAUUUAAUAAAUAAAUAAAAAAUAAACAUACAGUCAUAGUGUUAAUCACACAUUUUUUGCUUUGGAGCUACAAACAUGUCUCUCUCUCUCUCUAUCUAUCUCUCUCGAUCUAUCUAUCUAUCUAUCUAUCUAUCUAUCUCUCGGCGUGCACUGCGCUAGGCACCGGCGAGAUUAUGCCGGCAUAAUUAUUGGCAUAAUUUGGUGGUUGAAAAUUUGGAGCAUAA
Molecule: messenger RNA, 3590 nt
Organism: Sycon ciliatum
Lineage: Eukaryota; Metazoa; Porifera; Calcarea; Leucosolenida; Sycettidae
Product: zinc finger protein ZIC 5-like
Exons: 1
Coding region: 852-2756 (634 amino acids)
Biological process (GO): regulation of transcription by RNA polymerase II
Cellular component (GO): nucleus
Molecular function (GO): DNA-binding transcription factor activity, RNA polymerase II-specific; RNA polymerase II cis-regulatory region sequence-specific DNA binding
Source: RefSeq, a predicted model, not a curated record